GUCAGCCCUGCGCCUGCGCACUCGCGCCGUUGCUGAGGUGGAGCCGCGGCCGCCGCGAUGAUCCGCCGGUUGUUCAAGAGUGGAAAUGUUUGUCGCAGACUCCAGGGCCUUUCAGCGGUCCGGUUGCGGACAUACACAGAUGCUGCACCAGUUGAUGCAGAUGUCACAGUUCUGGGCUCAGGCCCAGGAGGUUAUGUUGCUGCUAUUAAGGCUGCGCAGUUGGGGUUUAAGACUGUCUGUGUGGAAAAGAAUGAAACACUGGGUGGAACGUGUUUGAACGUGGGUUGUAUCCCGUCCAAAGCUUUGUUGAACAACUCCCAUCUCUAUCACCUGGCCCAUGGGAAAGACUUUGCUAGCAGAGGAAUUGAAAUCACAGGCAUGAAUCUGAACCUGGAGAAGAUGAUGGAACAAAAGAACAAUGCAGUGAAGUCAUUGACUAGUGGAAUUGCCCAUUUAUUUAAGCAAAAUAAGGUAACACAUGUCCAAGGCUAUGGUAAGAUUACUGGGAAAAACCAGGUCACGGCUCUCUGCAAUGAUGGCAGCACACAGAUCAUCAACUCCAAGAACAUAAUCAUCGCCACAGGGUCAGAAGUCACUCCUUUCCCUGGGAUUCAGAUUGACGAAGAGACGAUUGUGUCUUCGACAGGAGCCUUGUCUUUGAAGCAAGUUCCUGAAAAGUUGGUAGUUAUUGGUGCUGGUGUCAUUGGUGUUGAACUGGGCUCCGUGUGGCAGCGGCUUGGGUCUGAAGUGACAGCUAUCGAAUUCCUUGGACACGUUGGAGGAAUUGGGAUCGACAUGGAGAUCUCAAAGAAUUUUCAGCGCAUUCUCCAGAAGCAGGGUCUAAAGUUUAAACUUAACACAAAGGUCACAGCAGCAACAAAGAGACCUGAUGGAAAGAUUGACGUUAGUUUUGAAGCUGCAGCUGGUGGGAAGGCAGAUGUGCUCACCUGUGACGUUUUGCUGGUCAGCAUUGGACGUCGUCCCUUCACGGAAAACCUGGGAUUGCAGGAGAUGGGGAUUGAACUUGAUAAGAAAGGUCGGAUCCAGGUCAACAAUCGAUUUCAAACAAAGAUUCCAAACAUCUUUGCCAUCGGGGAUGUGAUUCCUGGCCCCAUGCUGGCCCACAAGGCUGAAGACGAGGGGAUAAUCUGCGUGGAGGGCAUGGCCGGAGGAGCUGUUCACAUCGACUAUAACUGUGUCCCUUCUGUUGUCUACACCCACCCAGAAGUGGCUUGGGUUGGAAAAUCUGAAGAGCAGCUGAAGGAGGAGGGCAUUCCUUAUAAAAUUGGGAAAUUCCCGUUUGCUGCCAACAGCAGAGCAAAGACCAACAAUGACACCGAUGGCCUGGUGAAGAUUCUCAGCCAUAAAGAGACCGACAGGAUGUUAGGAGCGCACAUCCUCGGGCCCGGCGCUGGGGAAAUGAUCAAUGAAGCAGCACUCGCGAUGGAAUACGGAGCGUCGUGUGAGGACGUUGCUCGAGUGUGUCAUGCCCAUCCGACUGUCUCGGAAGCUUUCAGGGAGGCAAACAUAGCGGCAUCGUUUGGCAAAGCCAUUAACUUCUAAACAGCUCGGAGAUCUGUAAAUAGAGUGUAACUUGUUGUUCGGACUGUCAUGAGGUUGACAUUAAGACAAGGAAUGAAGUUAAGUGUUGUCUGGAGAAUUUUACACAACUGUUGAAAGGAGAAUUGUAAUAAACAAUUUGUUGCCAACGAUGUCACAUCACUUGUAUUUUAACAGAAAUAAAACUGAGGGAAUGAUGUACAGA
Messenger RNA from Pristis pectinata (smalltooth sawfish), 1765 nucleotides. RefSeq names its product dihydrolipoamide dehydrogenase (gene dldh). NCBI's taxonomy places the organism in Eukaryota, Metazoa, Chordata, Chondrichthyes, Rhinopristiformes, Pristidae. Gene Ontology annotation, molecular function: dihydrolipoyl dehydrogenase (NADH) activity; flavin adenine dinucleotide binding. The record is from RefSeq and is a predicted model, not a curated record. Gene Ontology annotation, cellular component: oxoglutarate dehydrogenase complex; mitochondrion. Bases 58 to 1563 code for a protein of 501 amino acids. The transcript has 14 exons.